GAUGGCGACCGAGACGGUGGAGCUGCACAAGCUGAAGCUUGCUGAACUAAAGCAAGAAUGCCUUGCUCGUAGUUUAGAGACCAAGGGAAUAAAGCAAGAUCUUAUCAAUCGGCUGCAGACGUAUCUUGAAGAAUAUGCUGAAGAGGAGGCAAAUGAAGAAGAUGUACUGGGAGAUGAGACUGAGGAAGAAGAACCAAAGCCCAUAGAACUGCCUGUUAAAGAGGAAGAACUUCCGGAAAAAACUGUUGAUGUGGCCUCAGAAAAGAAGGUGGUAAAAAUUACAUCUGGAAUACCUCACACUGAAAGAAUGCAGAAGAGGGCUGAACGAUUCAAUGUACCUGUAAGCUUGGAGAGUAAGAAGGCUGCGCGGGCAGCUAGGUUUGGAAUUUCUUCUGUUCCAACAAAAGGUCUGUCAUCUGACACCAAACCUGUGUCUGAGGAUGAUGAGAAGCUGAAAAAGAGGAAGGAGAGAUUUGGGAUUGUGACAAGUUCAGCUGGAACUGGAACCACAGAGGAUACAGAGGCCAAGAAAAGGAAAAGAGCAGAGCGUUUUGGGAUUGCAUAAUGAAAAGUCCAUGCUUUCUGCCCCACAGUGGUUUCCAUUUCUCAAACUCUUGUUGGUUUUUAUACACACACCCUACACACACUCAUGUGCCUCACAGUG
Microtus oregoni (creeping vole) is the source of this 664-nucleotide messenger RNA. RefSeq names its product SAP domain-containing ribonucleoprotein-like. Bases 2 to 565 code for a protein of 187 amino acids. Gene Ontology annotation, cellular component: nucleus. The transcript has a single exon. Gene Ontology annotation, biological process: poly(A)+ mRNA export from nucleus. Lineage: Eukaryota; Metazoa; Chordata; Mammalia; Rodentia; Cricetidae. The record is from RefSeq and is a predicted model, not a curated record.